This is a messenger RNA of Passer montanus (Eurasian tree sparrow), 869 nucleotides long. It is a transcript of the gene RNF122, whose product is annotated as ring finger protein 122. The coding region runs from base 30 to 488 and encodes 152 amino acids. Lineage: Eukaryota; Metazoa; Chordata; Aves; Passeriformes; Passeridae. The transcript has 6 exons. The record is from RefSeq and is a predicted model, not a curated record.
GAGCAGCCGCGGCCCCGCGGAGCCGCCCGAUGCCCCCGUUCCAGUGGUGCCACGGGUGCUCCUGCAGCCUGGCGCUGGUUUAUCCCGGUAAACGCUGCACGAUGCCGCCCAUCACCUUCCAGGACCUGCCCCUCAACAUCUACAUGCUCAUUUUCGGCACCGGCGUCUUCAUCUUCGUGCUCAGCCUCAUCGUCUGCUGCUACUUCAUGGGCAAGCUGCGGCAGCAGGCGCAGAGCGAGCGCUUCGGGUACAAGGAGGUGGUUCUGAAAGGCGAUGCCCGCAGGCUGAGCGUGCACGGGCAGACCUGCGCCGUCUGCCUGGAGGAUUUUCGGCUGAAGGAGGAGCUGGGGGUGCUGCCGUGCCAGCACGCCUUCCACAGAAAGUGCCUGGUGAAGUGGCUGGAGGUUCGCUGCGUGUGCCCCAUGUGCAACCAGCCCCGCACACAGCCCCGCGCCGGCAUCGGGACCCUGCUGGACGAGCUGCUCUGAGGCGGCCCCGCUCCGGGAUCCGCCGGGAUCCACCGGGAUCCGCCGGGAUCCGCCUGCCCGGCUCCCUCCGCAGGGAUCCCGGGUGGAAUUUUCACCCCCAAGGCUUUGGGGUCUGUCCCUGUCCGGGCUGUGCUCCCCCUGGAGCCGGAAUUCCCGGCGGGAAGCUGAGCCCCGGGUGCGGGUGGGGGUCUCAGAGCCCCCCUUUGCGGAGUUAUUUCUGUGUCCCCCGAGCCCCCCACGGGGCAGAGGGAUUGUACAGUUUGGUGUAAAAGUGAUUAAAUUGAUGUUUUUUAGCCCGUCUGGGCUGUGGGUGCUGCGGGGAUGGGGCAGGGGUCCCCCCGAGGGGACCGUGACCCCUGGGCGUGGUGACAGAGUGCCCAA